AAACUUCGCACAGUCGUGCUGUCACCAGCAAUCGACUGAUAAAUUUCUGUCUUUUCGAGUCCUUCUGGGUUUAAACACCCCCCUCAAUUACGAUGCGAGGGAUUGGAGCUUUUUUAACGCAGGAUGCACCCGGCACUUGGGCUCAUGACGCAAGUACUUCCGGCACGGACGUUGGGGACAAGGAUGUGGCGUUGGACUUUGUUGGAGAACAUAGCCAGCCCGUUGACCCUGAGCUGGAAAAGAGAGUGGUGACCAAGAUUGAUUUGUUCUUAAUGCCUGCUAUGAUAAUUGGCUAUGGUCUUGUCUAUUACGACAAAGCAAUCCUUGGUAGUGCAGUCUUGUUUGGCAUGACUUCAGAUCUCCAUCUCAGCGUCGUAGAUCGCUCUGUCACACCACCUACCACGGAUACCUCGAGGUUAAGCUGGGCGACGUCGCUCUUCUACUUUGGCAUGCUGGCUGGUCUGUACCCCAUGACGUUCGCCCUCCAACGCUUUAACCUCGCUCGUGUGCUUGGGCCUGUCGUAAUAUUGUGGGGAGCAGUCUGUAUGUUGACUGCAGCUGUCACGACAUGGAGGGGGCUCUACGCGCAACGAUUCUUCCUAGGCUUCGUGGAGUCCAUUAUCCCCACCGGCUUCAUGUGCAUUGUCAGCGGCUUCUAUACUCAGCGUGAGCAGACACUACGCCAAUCUUGGUGGUUUUCUUCGACAGGACUAUGGACCAUCAUUGGCGGUGCUCUCAACUGGGGAUUUGGAAACAUCGAAGGGGGAUCAUUGAAGCGCUGGCAGUACAUUUAUCUACUUGCCGGGGCCUUGACAAUCCUGUUCGGUAUCUGGUGCUUCUUCAUCCCAGACUCUCCUGCCUCUGCGUGGUUCUUGGGAGAAGAGGAGCGCAUCGUGGCCGUAGAGAGGUUGCGUAGCUCGCAGACAGGAGUUAGAUGUCAUACGCUGAAGAAGGCUCAAGUGAUCGAGGCUGCAUUGGACAUCAAGAUGUGGUUGAUCUUCGUCAUGAUGGCCUCUGCAUAUACAGUCAAUGGAGCUGUCAGUGGCUUUGGCCCAUUGAUAGUAUCAACUUUUGGCUGGAAAACCCUGGACUCAAUACUCUUUCAAUUUCCACUAGGCGGGUUCUGCUUCGUUCUAAUCAUCCUGACAGGAUAUCUUAGCUUUAGAAUCCCUAACAUUCGAAUCAUCAUGCUGAUUUUUUGCUGUUUUCCAGUUAUCGCGGGCUGCGCCAUUAUAUGGCGAAGCUCCUGGACCUUCCAUGCUCCAGCGCCGGUUGCUGGUUACAGCAUUAUUGGUGCUUUUGGCGCAGUGGUGAGCUUGAUCAUCAGUCUCGGUAUGGCAAAUGUGGCAGGACAGACGAAGAAAAGCUGUAUGGCAGCUACAAUCUUUGUCGCUUACUGUGUGGGAAAUAUAGUCGGCCCUCAACUUAUAAAGAGCCAGACUAAAAAUCGACAUUAUCCUGAAUUGUGGCUUGGGCUAAUAAUAUGUUACUGUAUCACAAUCACCUCUUCGUCAGCCCUCUACGUUGUGUUGAGUAGAGAGAAUGCGCGACGAGACCAAAGGCUUGAUGUCAAUGAGAACGAAAAGGACAGGCUUGCAUUCCAGGAUCUAACUGAUAGACAAAAUCCUUUCUUUCGAUAUGUGCUCUGAAAGGAUCAUGUGUUGAAGCAACCACGGUGUGUGGGUAGGUCGGAGAGACUUGAAUGAAAGUGGAAAAAUGAAAUGAAACUGCCCCGACCCAAAGCAAUAUCCGCCCUCGGCAACACAGCGGGUCCAUAGUAGGCAGAAUUUGGAAAAGUCUGAAGAGGUUGACAGCGAUGUCUCACCACAUAUGUUCCUAUGUAUUGCCGUCUUAACAUCUCUAAGCUAAGCUAGCUUUCUCAUUCACGCGGCUUGAGUAACAUCGUCAAAACGUCAUGUUCACAGAGUCAAAACUUUGUGAGCAUCGUAAACGUGGCUUGUUUUUGAACAAUUUAGCAACAACUCAUUGCUCAACUCUGGUAGCCAGACCAUAACAAUCUUGCUCAGGGGGUUC
Messenger RNA from Verruconis gallopava, 2034 nucleotides. RefSeq lists its product as uncharacterized. The record is from RefSeq and is a predicted model, not a curated record. Gene Ontology annotation, molecular function: transmembrane transporter activity. Lineage: Eukaryota; Fungi; Ascomycota; Dothideomycetes; Venturiales; Sympoventuriaceae. Bases 93 to 1649 code for a protein of 518 amino acids. Gene Ontology annotation, biological process: transmembrane transport. The transcript is spliced from 3 exons. Gene Ontology annotation, cellular component: membrane.